This is a messenger RNA of Fopius arisanus, 668 nucleotides long. RefSeq names its product ribosomal protein S11 (gene RpS11). Gene Ontology annotation, cellular component: ribosome; cytosolic small ribosomal subunit. The transcript is spliced from 4 exons. Gene Ontology annotation, biological process: translation. NCBI's taxonomy places the organism in Eukaryota, Metazoa, Arthropoda, Insecta, Hymenoptera, Braconidae. The record is from RefSeq and is a predicted model, not a curated record. The coding region runs from base 87 to 554 and encodes 155 amino acids. Gene Ontology annotation, molecular function: structural constituent of ribosome.
GGGACUUGGUUCCCCUAGAGAGCACGAGUUGCUGGACCUGAUGGACUUCCGGUUGAAAUCGGAUUUCGCUCUUUCAGCAGUGCAAGAUGGCUGACCAGACGGAGCGUGCAUUUCAAAAACAACCGACGGUUUUCCUGAACCGCAAGAAGGGUGUUGGACCAAAGUCCCGAAAGCCCUCGAGAUACACCCGCAACGUCGGUUUGGGCUUCAAAACCCCACGCGAGGCCAUUGAAGGAACUUACAUCGACAAGAAGUGCCCAUUCACUGGAAAUGUUUCCAUCAGGGGUAGGAUUCUCACUGGAGUCGUGCAGAAGAUGAAGAUGCAGCGGACGAUUGUCAUUCGCAGGGAUUAUCUUCAUUAUAUUAGGAAAUACAACCGAUUCGAGAAGCGACAUCGUAACAUGAGUGUUCAUCUCAGCCCUGCUUUCAGGGAUGUGGAAAUCGGCGAUGUCGUGACGAUCGGCGAAUGCAGACCUCUCAGCAAAACGGUGAGAUUUAAUGUUCUCAAGGUUACCAAAGGAACUGGAUCGAAGAAGAGUUUCAAGAAGUUCUAAAUUCUUCUCAACGACUCAUGCUCCUGGAAACAAUUGAAAAAGCGCUGAUGGGUCACAAUCCACCACCAGCUGGAUCUACUUCUCUGUAAAAAAAAAAAAAAACAAUUUUCUGAA